AUGCGCCAACAGCCUCAUCCUCGUGUGGCCCAGCGACCUCUGCGUGGUCACUUUCCGGUGAGUCCGGGGGCCUGCGCCUCUGCACAGCAGGAGCAGGAGCAGGAGCAGGAGCAGGAGCAGGAGCAGGAGGAGGAGUGGGCUCGGAGGCUUGUUGCUCCUCUUGGCUGCAGGUCGCAGGAGGUGAAGGAGCUGUGGCUCAGCGCCAUGCUCAGGCUGGCACCACACAAGGCCCUGGCUUGGUGCCCUCAGCUCCUGAGGAGGGACUUUGCCACUCGCCUGGUGAGCUGCAAAGAGCAGCUGAGCAGCCGCCUUCUCACCCAGCGCUCGAGAGCCGCUCAAAAGCAGCAGCCCCUGCUGCCUCCCCGGGCAGCACCUUGGCCAUGCCAAAAGCCAACUCGGCCGUUUUGCAGCCAGCUCACCUCCUGCUCUUGGAAGCUGACUUUUGCUUUCCUCUUGCUUGCAGCUCACGGGCCUACGAAAAGGAAGCGCUUGAUCCCGUGGCCGUUUGCUCGCAGGCGCACCUCGGUCAACGGGGACCGCCCAGGGCAGCCGGAGCCUGUCCUCAAGAGCCCUCUCUUUGGGCAGCCUCUGGCAAGGCUUUGCGGCAAAGACGAGAGCCUGCUCCAGCCAGUCCAGGAUCUCCUGGCCAUAUUGUACAGGGAAGGACCUGCCACCGAGGGCAUCUUCCGCAAAGCUGCCAGCGAGAAAGCUCGCAGGGAGCUGAAGGAGGCCCUCAACACAGGAGGCACCGUGGAGCUGGAAAGCCAGCCAGUGCACCUCUUGGCUGUCAUCCUGAAGGACUUCCUGCGCAACAUCCCCUCCACGCUCCUGUCGUCAGCCCUGUAUGAGAAGCGGAUGCUGGCUCUGGAGAAGCCAAGCAAGGAGCAACAGACUGAAGAACAGAAAGAGGUGGCCGACCAGCUGCCGCGGGCAAAUCGCCUCUUGCUCCAGGCCGUCCUUGCUGUGCUCCACCGCAUCAGCCAGAACGCGGAGACCAGCAGGAUGGGCUUCCGCAACCUGGCCAUCUGCGUUGGGCCCAACAUGCUGAGCCCAGGCAACGUCAGCACGCUGCUGCUGCAAGUGCUGAAGGAGGUGAACAACACAGUUUGCUGAACUCGCCAGCUAGCUGCCUGCUCAGGGCACA
Molecule: messenger RNA, 1144 nt
Organism: Dromaius novaehollandiae (emu)
Lineage: Eukaryota; Metazoa; Chordata; Aves; Casuariiformes; Dromaiidae
Product: T-cell activation Rho GTPase-activating protein-like
Exons: 5
Coding region: 1-1113 (370 amino acids)
Biological process (GO): signal transduction
Molecular function (GO): GTPase activator activity
Source: RefSeq, a predicted model, not a curated record